Gekko japonicus is the source of this 1286-nucleotide messenger RNA. It is a transcript of the gene TPD52, whose product is annotated as tumor protein D52. Gene Ontology annotation, cellular component: cytoplasm. The record is from RefSeq and is a predicted model, not a curated record. The transcript is spliced from 6 exons. Gene Ontology annotation, biological process: B cell differentiation. NCBI's taxonomy places the organism in Eukaryota, Metazoa, Chordata, Lepidosauria, Squamata, Gekkonidae.
AUGAUGGACCGGCUGGAUAUGGAUCUAUAUGAGGAUUACAAAUCUCCUUUUGAUUUUAAUACUGGAGUUAAUAGGAAUUAUCUUUACCUGUCCCCCAGCUUGACUUUAUCUCCUCCUGGAUCUCCUGUGCUGAAGAAUUCCGGUCUGCUGAAACAUGAAACCAUUCCUGAAGUUGGAGAGGAUGCCGCUGCUACUGUUACAGAAGCUCUGUCUGAAGAAGAACAGGAUGAACUGAGAAGAGAGCUUGCUAAGGUGAACACUGGAUGAAACUCUGACCUCCUCUGUGUGGGGUCCACAAAAUGAAUCUGGUACACAGACCUAAAGAAAAAAUUGGGAAUCAAUACAUUGCAGGAGCUGAAACAGAACCUUUCCAAAGGGUGGCAGGAUGUAACGGCAACACAUGCGUAUAAGAAGACUUCGGAAACAUUGUCUCACGCUGGGCAGAAAGCUUCUGCUGCUUUCUCAUCGGUUGGGUCUGCCAUAACGAAGAAGUUGGAAGAUGUGAAGAAUUCCCCAACUUUCAAGUCAUUUGAAGAGAGAGUUGAAAACUUAAAGUAUAAGGUUGGGGUAAACAAGCCCGCUGGGGGUGACUUUGGAGAGGUCUUGAACUCUGCUGCUAAUGCCAGUGCCACAGAAGUGACUACAAAGCAGACAGAAGAGGAUGCUCAAUGAUUGUCUUGCCUACUUCCUGCUAUCCACUGCCAGAUGCUGCAAGCAAAUGCUGAAGCACAACACCUCUGCUGUUGACUCUUCCAAGAUGUGCUUCUGUUUAGCACUUAGCUUUAUAGCUAUUUAAUAUGUAGAUCAUGUAGGCUCAGAGUAUUUUUUUUAAGACACUAUCUGGAAUUUUUCCACAUUUUGAGUAUUUAAAAGACUUAUUCCUGGUCUAAAAUCAUCACUAAGAUAGUGCAUUAUGAAAGUUAAAGAAGUUAAGAGUUUCAGCACUGUAUAUGUUGGAUGCUGUGAUGAAUAGCAAUUGGUUCAUGUCCCAUGAAAGUCUGUUUCCACUUACUUCACUGCAAACACUGUGAAAAGGCCUCAUCAAUCAGAUUAGCAUGAAAAGCUUUUGGUCUUGCUGAAGGAACUUCCAGUGGCAGAAGAAGACUGUCGGCUUCAACUUAUCAAUGUAAACUUUGACCAAAUAACAUGUCCAUUGUGAUAAUUGCUGGCAUUGAGUUAAACAGUUCCAUCUUAACAUGCAACAUUAUUUUAGUGAGGUUAUCAUGAACAAAUUUAUAUUAAGUGUUUUUCUUAAUUGUUCCCAAUUAAACAUUUGUUCUUGGAUA